Molecule: messenger RNA, 1497 nt
Organism: Botrytis cinerea B05.10
Lineage: Eukaryota; Fungi; Ascomycota; Leotiomycetes; Helotiales; Sclerotiniaceae
Exons: 3
Coding region: 59-1402 (447 amino acids)
Source: RefSeq, a predicted model, not a curated record
GAACUUAAAUAAUUACAACAAUAAAUUCAAAAUCAUCAAUCAAUCCAAAUUCAUUAAUAUGACUACUUUAUCGGAUAAGAGAAAAUUUAGUGGAAUGGAUAUACGUUUAGUAACAGAUAUUCACGAGGACAACAACUCCAAAACCUUCGAUAUGCAUUCUCCAGCCGAAAGUGGAAUAUCCAAAGAUAUGGAGAUGAAAGUAUUCGGAGAUUCACAGAUUACUCCAUUGACAGAUACACCGACCACUCCAUUGAAGGAUACAUCAACUGCUUCAUUGAAGGAUAAAUCAACUGCUCCAUUGAUAAAUACAUUAACCACGGAAUCAAAAGAUACAUCAUUUACUCCACCUACAGGUCAUUGGGAUAUUGGAGAUACUAUUCGAUAUGGAGAUAAGAAAUGGAUGAUUUUGAGAAACGAUCAUAAAUGGCAUGAACAUGAAGGUCCCGAAGAAUACAUGUUGGAAAAUUUUGAUAUUAAGAAAAUCGAGUUCUUUAGAGAGCAAGAAAUUUGUAUGGGAUCCGGAGAAGAAUUUAUAAUUGGUAAAUCCUGGACUGGAUAUCGUCAUUUUGAGGAAUCGACACUAGAUGCAAUAUUCGAGAAAUACAAACUUGGUAGUGAGGAUGAAACAAAAUUGAAAAAACUUGUCAAAAGCAUAAUGAAAGGCAAAGUAAAGCCAACGAAUGUUGCUUGUUUUGCAUUAGGAUCAUUUCAUCGUCUUUACAAUGAACCAAAAAGAUCCUUUGAACAAUUUGCGGUGCUUCUUAAACUUAUGGAGAUCUUAGAGAUUUCACCAAAUGCCAGGAACGUAAUGCAAGAUCCAGAAUUUUCACCCGCAGAUGCAAGAUUCUUUGCAAAGCAUGGAUUUGAAACUGUAUUGGACCCUGAAGGAUUUAAUUCAAUCAAUCAAGAAACAUUAGUGGUUCAAAUCGGUGGCUAUGGAUUCUUAGAUGAACGAGCCAUGGAAGGACAUUGGCCUGCAGUUUAUAUCAAGAUGGGAUUUCCAUUUAUUACAGGAGGGCAUAUUUUGGAUAAUAGGAGUCUUUUUGAGAAACAAAUCUGGGAGCGACUGAAUGAUAGAGAACGAGGUUCAUUCAAGAGUCUCUUUGAGAAAGAGAAAGUCAAGGCUUGGUGGGAAUACAAGAUGAGACGUGCUUUUAUGAAAAGAUCUUAUAGCUAUAAGGAUAUUCCCAAAGUUGGUAUAUGUGAUAGUAUGGCAUUCACCCAAUUAUUUUGGAGAAAGACAGCGGUCGGAGAGAGAAGUCGCUGCAUUGAAAUGGCGGGAGGAAUAGCGAGAGCGGCCUUGCAAUUGCUUAAAGACACGGCAUAUUAUGUGUGGUUAAUUCGACAUAAGCCAGAAUUCACGGAAGAAGAAGAAGAAGAAGAAGAGGAUGAUGAUUUUUGAGUAUAACAUGGGAUAGGAUAAAUCAUUAUAACAUCACAAUGUAUUUGGUAUGGAAUUCAAUAAAGAUAAGAAAUAAGAUACUUUGAUUUAAAUCC